AUGAAGCAAAUUGAUGGCAAGGAUUCACAAACACUAGUGAACAAACUGUAUGAUUUACAAUCAAUAGAUCCUGAGUUCUUUUUCAGAGUAAGACUCAAUGAUGAAGGAAAAGUUGAGUGUCUAUUUUGGAGGGAUUCUAUGAUGAGAGAAGAUUACAAAAUAUAUGGAGAUGUUCUAGUUUUUUAUACUACAUUCAGAACAAAUAAGUACAAUCUCAUAUGUGCUCUAUUUGUUGGUAUCAAUAACCAUUGGAAAAACACAAUGUUUGCUUGUGCUUUCAUUGGGGAUGAAACCAUAGAAUCUUUCGUUUGGGUGUUUGAAACUUUUCUGAAGGCUAUGGGAGGAAAGCACCCUAUAUCAAUUUUCACUGAUCAAGAUGCAGCUAUUGCUGCUGGAAUAGAACAGGUUAUGCUUGUGGCACUUGAGUAA
Molecule: messenger RNA, 429 nt
Organism: Spinacia oleracea (spinach)
Lineage: Eukaryota; Viridiplantae; Streptophyta; Magnoliopsida; Caryophyllales; Amaranthaceae
Product: protein FAR1-RELATED SEQUENCE 5-like
Exons: 2
Coding region: 1-429 (142 amino acids)
Source: RefSeq, a predicted model, not a curated record